Molecule: messenger RNA, 601 nt
Organism: Anopheles maculipalpis
Lineage: Eukaryota; Metazoa; Arthropoda; Insecta; Diptera; Culicidae
Gene: RpL27A
Product: 60S ribosomal protein L27a
Exons: 4
Coding region: 137-586 (149 amino acids)
Biological process (GO): translation
Cellular component (GO): cytosolic large ribosomal subunit
Molecular function (GO): structural constituent of ribosome
Source: RefSeq, a predicted model, not a curated record
AAACCAACUUCCGCCAAAACGUCACACAACACAAACGUCAAACACACCGACCAUCUCUUUCUUUUUCCGGCAAACUCUAGCUGCUGGCGACACAUUUUUGUGGUAACAGCGCCAAGUUUUUGGAUUUUCGUACACAAUGGUCAGCCUUAAGGUACGCAGGAAGACCAGGAAGCUGCGUGGUCACGUCAGCCACGGUCAUGGUCGUAUCGGCAAGCACCGUAAGCAUCCUGGUGGUCGCGGUAACGCUGGUGGUAUGCACCAUCAUCGUAUCAACUUCGACAAAUACCAUCCAGGAUACUUCGGCAAGGUCGGUAUGCGAAACUUCCAUCUGAACCGCAACCACAAGUUCUGCCCGACCAUUAAUCUGUCGCAUCUGUGGAGCUUGGUGCCAGAAAGGCUGCGCGAGGAAGCGAAGAAGAACCCCGAGAAGGUCCCGGUCGUCGAUCUGGUUCAGUUCGGUUACUUCAAGCUGCUCGGUUCCGGUAUGCCGCCCAAAAUGCCUAUCAUUGUGAAGGCGAAAUACUUCUCCAAACUUGCCGAGAAGCGCAUCAAGGCGGUCGGCGGUGCGUGCCUGCUGCGGGCUUAGAGUAUUGGCUUAAGG